AAGUAACCAAGAGAGAAUCAGCCAGAUUGGAAAUCCUUUGUUUGAGCGUUAGGUGACCAAGAUGAGCUCGAAUGAUGUUCUUGCGCUCCUUCCAGGUAGAGUACACUGAGGCUUGGUAAAGAAGUCGAAGAAUCCUAAGUAAUGUUUGUAUCCCUACAUGGAUUCUUCAACCAUCUGACUCCAACUUCAAAGGUAGAAGGAGGAGAAAGAUGGACUUUACCAGUGAAAUGAUGCCAAACCUCUUUUGCAUAGGAGCAAUCAAAAAACAAGUGUUGCCGAAAUUCAUCCACACAGUUACAAAGAAGACAGGUAGAUGGAACCGUAAAGCCCCAUCGAACCAACCGAUCUCGUGUAAGAAGCCUAUAUCGAGAGUUGAGCCAAGCUAGUUUUGUUAAAACUGAUUAGGCAGGGGUCUUAUCUGAGCACAAUCAGCUAAAGUUUUGUUAAAAAUCGUUGCUAAAUUUAGGUGUUUUAGAUACUCUUAGGAUCGAUAGUGUGUCAUCAUCUUAUUGGCUUGGGAAAAAAAAACAAACAAAUUCUUUUAUUUCGGUUCCUGUUACGCUCUCUCUCUCUUUUUCUCUUUCCCUCUCUCAACCGUGACAAACGAACGGCGAAAGGCCGGAGACCGUCGAAUUUAGAGGAGAAACGGUGGGAAACUCGUCUAUCACCGUCUCUAUCAUAAUCUCCACCGACGGUGGCACUACGGCGAGUUUGGUUCAUCAAUUCAGAAGUUCACCAAAUCGGAGAUUCAAGUUGGCCAAAUCUCCGAUUGUUUGGUUCAAGAAUCUCUCUGUAUCUCUUGAUGGGAAGCUUCUAAGGUGAGAAAUCGGAGGAGCGAAAUUGUGAGAGAUGGAUGAUAGAGAAGGCUCGUUCGUAGCUGUCAGGACGAUUUCUCUGGGUCUCGAACGACGAACCGUUUACAAUCCAUCAUCUCUAACUGAGGCUGUGCCAUCAACAGCUUGGUUAGGCAGGGGGUCUAUCCUGUGUCUGUGCUCAGAGAAGAGAUAGUGACGCAAAUUCCACGUUUGAUCUCUAACACCUGCUCAGGAGGAAUGCUUGCAAAGUUUGCAGAGCCGCAUUGACGUAGGCUAAUGAUAGUACUAUACCCCUCUGCAUCAGACUUGCUCGUAUACCUCAACCUCACAGAUGCUUCAAAAUUGUGCUGUUUUGUGAAUUAUAUUUGCAAAGGUUCUUACACAAAUUUUCCUAUUAAAAAAAGGGUCAGCAAAAAAGACAAGAAAGAAAAACAGAUAAGCGUUACGAUUAAAAACCCUACCUCUUGUGCCACCUUAUCAAACCAAAAAAAACAAACUUCAACGGCAAGCUCCUCCUCUGAAGGCUCUCCAAGAAAACUAGUUCAAGCUAUCUUUACCACCUUCAGUGUUUAGUUGGAUAAAAUCUGUCGCGAUGUCCAAGAACAAGGGCUUAGCUGAACAAGAUCUAGGUAAACUUGAUGUCACUCAGCUACAUCCUCUCUCUCCUGAGGUCAUUUCUCGCCAAGCCACCAUUAACAUUGGAACCAUUGGCCAUGUCGCUCACGGGAAAUCGACAAUUGUGAAAGCUAUUUCCGGUGUGCACACUGUCAAAUUUAAGAGUGAAUUGGAGCGUAACAUUACCAUUAAACUUGGUUAUGCAAAUGCCAAGAUUUACAAAUGUGACAAGUGCCCUAGACCAGUGUGCUACAGGUCUUUUGGAAGUGGGAAAGAAGACACCCCAACUUGUGAUGUCCCUGAUCACGAGAAGUGCGAGAUGAAACUACUGAGGCAUGUCUCAUUUGUUGAUUGCCCGGGACACGAUAUUCUGAUGGCGACAAUGUUGAAUGGAGCAGCGAUCAUGGAUGGUGCUCUACUCAUCAUUGCUGCUAACGAGACCUGUCCGCAACCACAAACUGCUGAACAUCUUGAAUCUGUUGGUAUGAUGAACCUUAAAGAUAUCAUAAUCAUUCAGAACAAGAUUGAUCUCAUCCAAGAAAUCGAGGCUGGGAAACAAAACGAUGACAUUAAGAGAUUUAUAACGAACACAAAUGCGGAAGGUGCACCUGUAGUUCCAGUCUCAGCACAACUGAAAUACAACAUCGAUGUUUUGUGCGAGUACAUUAUCAAGAAGAUUCCAAUCCCUAAGAGGGAUUUUGUGUCACCUCCUAGAAUGAUUGUGAUUCGUUCGUUUGAUGUCAACAAACCUGGCUCUGAGAACGAUGAUAUGAAAGGUGGAGUCGCUGGUGGAAGUAUCCUCCAGGGCGUUUUGAAAGUGGGGCAUGUAAUAGAGAUUAGACCUGGAAUCACUGGCAAAGAUGAGCAUGGAAACACUAGAUGCAGUCCCAUUUACACUCGUAUAACUUCAUUGUACGCGGAACAGAACGAGCUUCAGUUUGCUGUCCCUGGAGGUCUAAUUGGAAUAGGAACGAGCAUGGACCCUACGCUUACGCGUGGUGAUAGGUUGGUUGGUCAAGUCCUUGGUGAGAUCGGUACUCUACCUGAUGUCUAUGCCGAGCUUGAGGUGAGAUUCGAGCUUCUGGCACGUCUCAUUGGAGUGAAGACUAAGGAAACAGAGAAUCAAAUGAGAGUGUCAAAGCUAAGCAAGGGAGAGGUACUGAUGUUGAACAUUGGAUCGAUGUCUACUGGAGCUGUGGUUAUCAGAGUAAAGAAAGUUAAGAUGAUGAAAGUGAAACUGACGCUCCCUGUAUGCACCAACAUAGGAGAGAAAGUGGCUAUAAGUCGUCGUGUUGAUAGGCAUUGGCGUUUGAUCGGUCGUGGUCAGAUUGAGGCUGGAACCACCAUUCCCAUCCCUCCUACUCCGUCUUUUCCAUGAUUAUAAUUGCAAUGCACAAACCAAACUUGCUUGUUGUCUCAUUAUCUUCGGAACUAUCUUUAGACUGAUCAGUUGCAUCAUUUUAUGUUGUUAGAUAUUUUUGUUAUAAAUACAAUUUUCAUAGUCUUUGGAUUUUA
Molecule: messenger RNA, 2945 nt
Organism: Camelina sativa (false flax)
Lineage: Eukaryota; Viridiplantae; Streptophyta; Magnoliopsida; Brassicales; Brassicaceae
Product: eukaryotic translation initiation factor 2 subunit gamma
Biological process (GO): formation of translation preinitiation complex
Cellular component (GO): cytosol; eukaryotic translation initiation factor 2 complex; membrane
Molecular function (GO): serine-type endopeptidase activity; translation initiation factor activity; tRNA binding
Source: RefSeq, a predicted model, not a curated record